Molecule: messenger RNA, 2270 nt
Organism: Acinonyx jubatus (cheetah)
Lineage: Eukaryota; Metazoa; Chordata; Mammalia; Carnivora; Felidae
Product: phospholipid scramblase 1
Exons: 10
Coding region: 315-1349 (344 amino acids)
Biological process (GO): plasma membrane phospholipid scrambling
Cellular component (GO): plasma membrane
Molecular function (GO): phospholipid scramblase activity
Source: RefSeq, a predicted model, not a curated record
UGAACUGACUUCGGAAUCUCUGCGGGGAGCGAGGAAGGGGGCGGGGGCCUGCAGCUCUCACGCCCUCCGGCAGCGACGCGGGCGCGCGGGUGGGAGAGCCCUUUUGUGUACCUAGGAUCCGGGAAACGAAACCGAGAGCGUGUCCGCACCUCGGAGGUUCUCGGCAGCGCGGAGCACCUGCAGCCCCAGAACUCUAUAAAUCAUGGAAAAGCAAACUCAGGUGGGGAGUGGCAGCGGUGGGCAAAGCCUUGAGAGCUAGAGAACUAGGAACUAGGCCACUCGAAGUCAACAAACAAGGGAAUGGUUGGGAUGGAAUGACUUUUGUGGUAUUUGAGAGAUCUGCAAUCAGUCAGGACGGACAAAUGAAUGCUCCUCACCCAGGAACGAAUUUACCACCUGACUAUCCCCCUCAAUAUCCUUCAGCAACACUCCAAGGACCUCCAGGACAUACUGGCUACCCUGGCCCCCAGGUUGGCUACCCUGGCCCCCAGGUUGGCUAUCCUGGCCCCCAGGUUGGCUAUCGUGGCCCCCAGGCUGGCUUUCCUGGCCCCCAGGCUGGCUACUCAAUUCCACCAGCUGGUUAUUCAGGUGCUGGCCCAGUAGGGUUUCCUGUCCAACACCAGCCUGUGUAUAAUCAGCCAGGUGGACCUGCAGGGGUACCAUGGAUGCCAGCACCACCACCUCCAUCAGGCUGUCCACCCGGAUUGGAAUAUUUAAGUCAGAUAGAUCAGAUACUGGUUCAUCAGCAAAUUGAGCUUCUGGAAGUCAUAACAGGUUUUGAAACUAAUAACAAAUAUGAAAUUAAGAACAGCUUUGGACAGAAGAUUUACUUUGCAGUAGAGGAUACAGACUGCUGUACCCGGAAUUGCUGUGGGGCUUCUCGGCCUUUUACCAUGAGGAUUAUUGAUAAUAUGGGCCAAGAAGUUAUAACUCUGGAGAGACCACUAAGGUGUGACAGCUGUUGUUGCCCUUGCUGCCUUCAGGAGAUUGAAGUCCAUGCUCCUCCUGGUGUACCUGUAGGUUAUGUUACUCAGACCUGGCAUCCAUGCCUGCCAAGGUUUACAAUUCAAAAUGAGAGGAGAGAGGAUGUACUAAAAAUUAUUGGUCCAUGUGUUGUGUGCAGCUGUUGUGCAGAUGUUGAUUUUGAGAUUAAAUCUCUUGAUGAAGAAACUAUAGUUGGCAAGAUUUCCAAGCAGUGGACUGGUUUUGUGAGAGAGGCAUUUACAGAUGCUGAUAACUUUGGUAUCCAGUUCCCUUUAGACCUUGAUGUGAAAAUGAAAGCUGUAAUGCUUGGUGCAUGUUUCCUCAUUGAUUUCAUGUUUUUUGAAAGGAGUGGAAACACAGAAUAAAAAGAAGGAGUGUGGUAGGGGAUCAAUGAAAGCCUCAGAAAGUGUGAAGUCUGUGUACUUACUGGGACUUUGUCAAAGAAAAACUAAUUGGUUUUCUCUUUAUUGAAAUGACUUCUAGCAUUUGUGAAUUCUACUGUGAUGCCUGGUAUAUGCGAUGACUUUUCAAAUUAUAGAGUUUAUUUUCUAUAUCACUUACCUAUAAAUGUUUUUAUGCAUUUUGUUUUGUUUUAUACAUUUUCUUUUUCUUGUGUAUUUUAGAGAAAGGACAUGUUAAUUUUUUACAUUUAAUCAUGAAACUUCCUGUGGCAAAUUGUUCUGAACUACAAUCUAUUUUCAAAUUUUACACGAAAUUAAGUCCUUAUUAAUUUUAAAAUAUAAAUGUGCAUUUUAUUAAAUAUGGUUCCAAUUUAUUUCACACAUAACAGUCAUGUUAUUUUCCAAAUAAUGUAUGUUCAAACAAGUUAAAAAUGAAUAUAAUUUGUUUCCUUUACAAUUAUGUUAAACUAACACUUAAUAUUCAUAUUACCAAAGAAAAAUAAAACAUGUAUGUGUCUUUUGUUCAGCAAGUCACAGUAUAUGAAACUUCUUUUGUAAGCUAAUCUGCUACUAUAAAAAAAUUUUCAUUAUUGAUAAGAAAAUAAAUUACUGAUUUUUUUAUGAUUUUCUGAAAAAGACAUGUCCUAAAGAAGGACACAUUUAAAAAUUCAUUAUAGAACUGGAGGAUUGUUAUAAUUUUUGAAGUAAUUAUUUACACAUGGAAUGUUUAGCUCCUGUAUUCAUUCUGUCUUUCACAGAGCAUGAUAGUUAGGAGAGCACUCAGGUAUUAAAUAGAACGUAUAUAUUCCAUCUGAGUAGAAACUGCAGUAACUGUCUGUUAUUUACAUGAACAAUCAAACAACUGAAUUAAAAAUUAUUGAUAUA